AUGCAUUCACAUUAUAAUCAAGAAGAGGAAGAAGAUUAUAAUAAAGUGGUAAGGAUGGCUAUUAAAGGUGGAGUGAUGGGUUUAGGUUUAAUGUUAGGUGCUUCACUUGUAGCUCAACGUUAUUCACAAAUUUAUCGAAACUUGACUUUACCAAUGAAAGCUUUCUUGGUUUCUUCAGGUACAACUGCAGUUUUAAUCAUUGCAGCUGAUCAAGCUAGCAUUAAUGUUCAACGUGCAAAGCGUCUAGUAGCUUUGCCAGAUGAUGGAACAACACCAAAUAAACAAAUUGAAAAUGUAAAACCACGAAAUACAAAUCUUCAUGUAAUUAAAGAUUAUCUUUUAGAUCAUCGAUAUAAAUUCUUGGUAGGUACCUGGGGAUUAACAAUGGCAGGAACAAUGGGUUAUUUAUAUAGAGAUAAAUAUUUGCCCGUUUCACAAAAAAUUGUUAUGGCUCGUAUGUAUUCACAAGCAUUGAUGAUAGGAUUAAUUAUUGGUACUUCUGCUUUAAGUUUGUAUGAUGAUAGACCACAACCAGUCUCAAGUUCAGAAGAUCAUUGGAAAGAUGUUGUCCGUGAAGAAGAAAGAAGAAUAAAUAAGAUUUCAUAA
This is a messenger RNA of Entrophospora candida, 606 nucleotides long. The record is from the annotation of a GenBank genome assembly. NCBI's taxonomy places the organism in Eukaryota, Fungi, Glomeromycota, Glomeromycetes, Entrophosporales, Entrophosporaceae.